AUGUUGAAAGUCGCAAAUAAUAAUAACAAUAACAACAACAAUAACAAUAAUAAUAAUUCAAACUUGAAUUCGGGAGCAAUCGAGUCAAUCAUUGAAGAAAAGACUGAGCCAGAAAAACCGGUCGACAGAGAGAAGACUUGUCCAUUGCUACUAAGAGUGUUCUGCAGUACUGGAAGACAUCACAAUCUUAUGGAAUAUAGCAGAGGUAAUGUUCCAGCAAAUGAACUGCAGAUAUAUACAUGGAUGGAUGCAAGUUUGCGUGAAAUUACUAGUUUAGUGAAGGAAGUUAAUCCAGAAGCACGACGCAAAGGCACUUACUUCGAAUUCGCCUUAGUAUAUCCCGACCCGAGGUCUCCAGCAUACAGAAUGCGACAAAUAGGGGUUACGUGCACAGGACAGCGGGGUUCUGAUGACAGCAAAACUCUAGCACAGGCCAGAUUUUGUAUUGGUGAUUACAUGGACAUUGCUAUAAUGAUACCAGACCGUAUGAUGCCAAUGAUGAGGCGAGCACGUCCUUAUUAA
Schistocerca americana (American grasshopper) is the source of this 522-nucleotide messenger RNA. RefSeq names its product histone deacetylase complex subunit SAP18-like. The transcript has a single exon. Gene Ontology annotation, molecular function: transcription factor binding; transcription corepressor activity. The record is from RefSeq and is a predicted model, not a curated record. NCBI's taxonomy places the organism in Eukaryota, Metazoa, Arthropoda, Insecta, Orthoptera, Acrididae. Gene Ontology annotation, biological process: negative regulation of DNA-templated transcription. Bases 1 to 522 code for a protein of 173 amino acids. Gene Ontology annotation, cellular component: nucleus.